GAAGCACCUCCGUCCCCCGCUGUCUGCACAUCAUACCAUAUCAUAAACCGCUACCAUUACUGCCAGCGAGCUAACAUAACAACAUACCCUUCAAAAACAGGAUCUUACAAACGGCCGAGGUAAGGACGCAACACUUGAACCAACGACUCGCACUGCGUUGAUGGAGGGGCUACUGAGAGGUGUUUGGGAAGCACACUAUGUUUCCCUGUGUCUCCACCUGGCCCUCUUCUGAUCCCCCUGCCGCUCUGGGCCAUGCUCCGCCCAUUCACCCGGUACAGCCACCCAAUCAGCCACUGCCUGACCUGCUGCGGAGCUGUGUUGUGCUCCCUUCCCCAUCCACACGCCUGAGCCCUUGUACCAACGAGAUGGAGUCUAUGAUUGUGGUGACGGAGUAUGAGCCCAGUGGUGGCUCAGGGCAGGAGGGCGGAGAGGAGGAGGAGGUGGAGGACAUGGACAGCUCGGAAACGCCGGAGCUGGCGUUGUCAGGUCCGGUACCGCCCUUCCGUAUGGCCUCCUGUGUUCUUUUAUCCCACUCGGUGGGCCGCCCGGAAGCGCUCUUCCCAGAACCGCAGGAGCACAGAGGUAGACUCAGCCUCUCCAACAGGAAGCUGUCGCUACAGGAACGCUCGCAGACGCUUUCGUCGCCCUGCGGUUCUCCGGGGCUGAACGGACGCUAUAUUUACCCAUCGCUGCCCUACUCGCCAAUCACCUCCCCUCACUCAUCUCCACGCCUCCCUCGAAGACCAACCGUGGAGUCUCAUCGUGUCUCCAUCACAGACCUGCAGGACUGCGUGCAGCUCAACCAGUACAAGCUGAAAGAUGAGAUCGGAAAGGGCUCCUAUGGAGUUGUCAAGCUGGCGUACAAUGAAGACGACAACACAUACUAUGCCAUGAAAGUGCUGUCCAAGAAACGACUGAUGAGGCAGGCUGGGUUCCCGCGCAGACCUCCUCCUCGUGGGGCAAAAUUGGCCCCUGAGGGCCCUCCUCAGCCCAAAGGGCCUCUGGAGCGUGUUUACCAGGAGAUAGCCAUCCUCAAGAAGCUUGAUCACCCUAAUGUGGUUAAGCUUGUGGAGGUGCUGGAUGAUCCAAGUGAGGACCAUCUGUACAUGGUAUUUGAGCUUGUCAAACGAGGAGCAGUGAUGGAGGUUCCUACUGAUAAGCCCCUGGAUGAGGACCAGGCACGCUUCUACUUCCAGGACUUGCUGAGAGGAAUUGAGUAUUUACAUUAUCAGAAAAUCAUUCAUCGGGACGUCAAGCCUUCCAACCUGCUUGUGGGAGAAGAUGGCCAUGUUAAAAUUGCCGACUUUGGGGUCAGUAACCAGUUUGAGGGAGCAGACGCCCUCCUGACCAGCACAGUUGGGACACCAGCAUUUCUCGCCCCAGAGACCCUCUCAGAGACCCGCAAGAACUUCUCUGGAAAGGCUCUGGAUGUGUGGGCGAUGGGAGUCACCUUGUACUGUUUUAUCUUUGGAGUGUGUCCGUUUAUGGAUGAGCGUAUUUUGAGCCUCCAUCAGAAGAUCAAGACCCAACCAGUGGAGCUUCCUGAGAACGCGGACAUAUCAGAUGACUUAAAGGACCUUCUUUUUAAAAUGUUGGACAAGAAUCCUGAAACCAGAAUUACCGUCCCACAAAUCAAGGUGCACCCAUGGGUGACGCGGCACGGCGCUGAGCCCCUCCCCCCUGAGGAUGACAACUGCUGCAGCCUGAUAGAAGUGACAGAGGAGGAGGUGGAAAACUCUGUCAAGCACAUCCCCAGCCUGGCCACUGUGAUCUUGGUUAGGACUAUGCUGCGCAAGCGUUCUUUUGGGAACCCGUUUGAUUGGGGCCGCAGGGAAGACAGGAGUCCCGCCGCACCAGGACACACGCUAUCGAAACAAGAGAGCGAGGAAGGCAUGCGGAGUAUGGACCUGCCCUUCGUGGGCGAGGAUGAAGUUCUUUCCUGAUAGUUGUGGGUGUCUUGCUCGGGGGAAAUGCGCAAGGAUGGGGCUGCCGUGGCUUCCGGAAGGCCAGGAUAUGGACCUGGGGCUGGGGCGUGGACGGAAAGAUGGAAGAAAGGAAGAAGCUCUUGUUGGAUUGUUUAUGUGGAGGGUGCCCACCCACUCAUGCAUGCAUUUGUACAGUCCACAGCAGCAUGCACUGUAUCUGUCUGCCCAGGUCUCUGCCAUCUCUCAGGACCUGUUUUCUGUGUGCGCGCGUGUUUUUACUCUCCUCUCCGGCACGGAGACUCUGCUUUACUCCCCUACUUCCGCUAGGGGGCGCCACCGCAAAGCAAAACAGAAUUUUUGGGGAAAAAAUGUACAAUUUAUUAGGUUUGUCCAUCACUCAUUAAUUAGAGAGACAUGCUACUUUAUUGCAGUUUUACAGAUCUUAUAGAUUAUUAGAACUGAAUUUGAAAGUAAUAAAAUAAAGACUUUCAUCAGAAAUUAAUUUCUCGAAAGAAAUCUUGAAAAUCAGGUUUGUUUGGUCAAAUAAAUUAAAUAAUGUAUAUAAAUAAACAUCAAGGCAAAUAAAAUAAUAAAUAGCCUUUUCACAUUUGCGGACAACAACCUUUAACUAGUUUUUAAUUCUUAAUGGGUGAUUUCUUAGGUUUGUCCAUCACUUAUUAAUUAAAGGGUUAGUUCACCCAAAAAUGAAAAUUA
Molecule: messenger RNA, 2639 nt
Organism: Sinocyclocheilus rhinocerous
Lineage: Eukaryota; Metazoa; Chordata; Actinopteri; Cypriniformes; Cyprinidae
Product: calcium/calmodulin-dependent protein kinase kinase 2-like
Exons: 16
Coding region: 198-1943 (581 amino acids)
Biological process (GO): protein phosphorylation; CAMKK-AMPK signaling cascade
Molecular function (GO): protein serine/threonine kinase activity; ATP binding
Source: RefSeq, a predicted model, not a curated record